This is a messenger RNA of Drosophila rhopaloa, 598 nucleotides long. Its product is annotated as zinc finger CCHC domain-containing protein 13-like. The record is from RefSeq and is a predicted model, not a curated record. The transcript is spliced from 2 exons. Bases 28 to 492 code for a protein of 154 amino acids. Gene Ontology annotation, cellular component: cytoplasm. Gene Ontology annotation, molecular function: single-stranded RNA binding; translation regulator activity; mRNA binding. NCBI's taxonomy places the organism in Eukaryota, Metazoa, Arthropoda, Insecta, Diptera, Drosophilidae. Gene Ontology annotation, biological process: positive regulation of cytoplasmic translation.
AUUUUCAACCCGCUGAAAAACACUGUUAUGGGAUACAUACUUCUUAUGGAGGAAAUUGCUAUGCGUGCUAGCAUCGAAGAAAAAUUGACAGUUCAGCUUAUAAUUGAUGGUUUUCGCGAUCGUUCAGCCAAUAUCGCACUAUUGUACACAGCAACAACAAUCGAAAAAUUGAAGGAGUUGGCACGGAAGUAUGAAAAUCUAACAAAGAAGUCCCAACAUUUUUCCCUCCGCUCAGAAAACACUAGAAAAGAUCGGAACACAAUCCGUUGCUACAAUUGUUCCGCUUAUGGGCAUUACGCUUCGUCGUGCACUGCGCCGAAGCGCGAGAAGAAUUCCUGCUUCCGCUGUGGAUCGCUCCAGCACAUGCUAAAGGAUUGCCAACAGAAGCCAGCAAGUAACCCAAAAAUGGUGGGAGCAGCCAACAACCAGCCGAUACGGGAUGACGAAGAGGAGCCAAAUAUGUUUAUUCCGAUUAUUAACCAGCGCCAUUAAUUUAAUUCAACACGCUGCCAUUCCUUAUAAAAACAUUAGCGAUGUAUUGUUUCCGACUGACUAUUGUGGAGUUAAUGGAUUUAAGAUUAAAACUUUCGGAAAAAUA